Molecule: messenger RNA, 1953 nt
Organism: Suillus clintonianus
Lineage: Eukaryota; Fungi; Basidiomycota; Agaricomycetes; Boletales; Suillaceae
Exons: 5
Coding region: 232-1680 (482 amino acids)
Source: RefSeq, a predicted model, not a curated record
GACAUGCUCGACGCGGCGUUACGCGUUACUUGGCAGUGCCGAUUGCCUGCAGUCUGUUUGCCUUGCCUCGGCUCUAUAUUGAAAAGCGCUCCGUUGGGUGCUUAUUCCACUCCUUUCCUUCACGUUUUCACGACUCCGCACCUUCUGGGGCUCCUUGCUUUUGUCGCACCUUUGUCUUUAGAAUCGGUUUGGCCUCUCAUUUCCGCGUCCAAUAAGUAGAUUUCUCUCUCCAUGCGUCUCAAAUAUCUCCACAAAAUGAUGGCCAUCCCUCGUGCAACCUCAAACUGCGAGCCUGCUGACCCAAACAGCACCCUUACAGACCGCCUAAACACACUUCUCAACUCCUCUGGUUCAGGAUAUGUGUUAAACCUCUGUCCAAGCACCCAAUACCUCAUACAAGCCCCCAUUCUUUUUGCGGCGCCCAAUCAAGAGAUCAGCACUCUCGGUUAUCCUACUGAUAACAGCAGAGCUGUCUUAGUAGUUGCCGGCCCUGUCUCAAAUGGUACUGGCCAUACAACGGCCGUCGAUGGCACUUGCGCUAAUUGUGACGGAGUGAGGUUACGAAACGUGCAGAUAAAUGGAACGCGCCUUGGCGCCCCUCCCACUCUCGGAGGCGCAAAUAUUGAAAUGGGUGGUCCAAACUCGGACCAGCUUAUCGAAUACGUGCAUUCUUUUGACCCCAGGGGCUGGUCAUGUCUCCAUGUCGCCGAGGGUACUUUGAAUUGCAACAAUGUUACUGUCCAGAACAACGAUAUUGGACCCGCGGGAUCCGAUCUUUUCCAGCAGUGGGCGGAUGGAAUCAGUGUGGCGUGCCAAAACAGCCUGGUUCGUAACAACAUGAUCAACAAUCCGACGGAUGGAGGCAUCGUACUCUUUGGCUCUCCUGGGACUCGUGUUGAAAACAACACCAUCUGGGUCGAGACUAAUACAUUGCUCGGAGGGAUAAACAUGGUUGACGUCGCACCCUUUAGCGGUGAUUAUAAGGGGGUUGUGGUCACCAACAAUAGCAUCGCUGGUGGGUUCGCCACUAGCACUGAAACAGGGUCGGCCACCAAGGGUACAAAUAACGAAGAUGUCAUCAUCAAAAUCGGAAUUGCCAUUGGUCCCCGAACCUGGUUCGGGAAUCAGUAUCUCAAUAACGUUAGCACUGGCGGGACAGUGCUUGACAAUGAGCUCACUGGCGCAUUCAGCUACGGCAUUGCCAUAUCGUCUGCAACCAAUUUUACGAUAGAGAAUAAUGUCCUCGUUGGAAACACUUCUUUUAUUGGAGCACGGGGUCCCAACUGCUCUACUGGUGACCCAACACCUUCUCCUGCACCGUUUGUUCUUGAUAUCAACAACACUUUGAAGAGCACGACCCAGUCGGACUUCCAGGAUAACACCAAUGGAGACGCUUUAACUUGUGUUCUCCCCCCUGAUGGCGGAGACUACUGGCCAUUCGGUGGCAACCCAUCUUCCUCGCCUCUUAGUCCUCCCGAACCCUCGCCGUCGACGAGUAGUCACUCUUCAACUGGUACAACAGUCGGUAUCGUGCUGGGCGUCAUUGCUGGCAUCCUAUUUGUGGCCUUCCUUGCAUGGUAUAUUCGUAAAUGGGCCAUCAAGCGCACAGCGGAUCGCUCUCACUUCAAAGCUACGAGAAACGUCCAGAAUGGAUAUAUUCGGAGCAAGGAGCAAUUCUGAGUCUUCCGAUCGUACUUUCCUACUUCUAUCCACUCUUUUACCACCUGUUCUCAUUGUAAUGCGGUGCUUUCCGCUCCUCUCUUCUGACGAUAGAUUAUCGGGUGUCUCUGCUCCCUACCUGCAUCAAUCGGGACGUUACCUGUCUUUUAUAUUGUAUUAUUUAUAGCGUAUAUCAAGCUCAUAUCGCCGCUGCCUUCGAGUUCCGUUAGUACAUACCCCUACCUUCUCAUGCUACCCAUAGAGUUUCGUCCAAUUUAUGCUUUGAUGUUGUGC